CCACAACAACGAUACCAACAGCACCCUCCUUAUCAUCCAUCGAAACAACGACCUUAACAGUACAGACAUCAAGCAGACAACUAUCAUGUGACCACGGCUGGUUGUCAAUAGGUACAGGUUGUUAUCUGAUAACACCUCCAGAUGCUACAAGACAGACAUGGCAAAAUGCGACGGAAAUUUGUAAAACUAUUGGUGGUUACCUUGCGGCCAUGGAAACUGCAGAAGAAAAUCAACUGUUAAAAGAAUACGUAGGAUCCUUAGGUGCAACUUCUAAAGAUUAUUUUAUCGGAGGUUCUGAUCUACAAACUGAUGGCACCUUUAUAUGGGAGCAUAGCGGUGACCUUAUCAAUUUACAUGGCAGCGGUUUCUUUCAUGACUGGAUGUCAAUAUAUCAGCCAGAUAAUACCGAUGAUCUCCAUUGUAUGGUUCUUUAUGGACAAGCAAGUCAUAUGUGGAAUGAUGUUUCGUGUACAUAUGCCAGGGAAUUCAUUUGUGAAAAAGACCCAUGAUGAUGUCAUAUAGAAAUAUAGAAAUAUUAUAUCAUAUCAUGAUUUUAACGUAACAAGCUAAAUGAAGGUAUUAUUUCAGUGAUUCAACUUUUCCUGAAAUUUUUAAUAAGCAAAUCUUGAAAAAGCAUACGUCUGUUCAUAUAAUAUAGGUUUGGGGAACAAAUAGGGAAAAUGUCUUGGCGGAAUGCUUACUUGUUGCUAUUACAAAAAAGAUUUUUAAAGCCUCGGUCACACAUUACCGGAUAGCUCGAACUGACGCCUAACGGAUAACUUUUUUUCAAUCCGUUCAUG
Mytilus trossulus (common blue mussel) is the source of this 800-nucleotide messenger RNA. RefSeq names its product perlucin-like. NCBI's taxonomy places the organism in Eukaryota, Metazoa, Mollusca, Bivalvia, Mytilida, Mytilidae. The record is from RefSeq and is a predicted model, not a curated record. The transcript is spliced from 3 exons. The coding region runs from base 210 to 509 and encodes 99 amino acids.